This is a messenger RNA of Suillus discolor, 432 nucleotides long. RefSeq lists its product as uncharacterized. The transcript is spliced from 3 exons. The record is from RefSeq and is a predicted model, not a curated record. NCBI's taxonomy places the organism in Eukaryota, Fungi, Basidiomycota, Agaricomycetes, Boletales, Suillaceae. Bases 1 to 432 code for a protein of 143 amino acids.
AUGUCAGUACUCUCGGAUGAUCAGAAGCGCAAUCUGCAGCUCACUAUUGGACUUGUUGGAGGUUCCAGGAUUGUCCUUGUGGAUGAGUAUACAUCCAGCGUCGAUCUAUCAUCCCGCCGGGCAUUGUGGAGGACUUUGACGUCUGUUCACCUUGACCGGAUCAAUUUACCACUCCACCCUCUGAAACUUUGGACAGGAUUCGCUAAGUUUGCCAUCAGCACUCUCCUCGCAGAGCCAGGCGUCAUACCACCUCAAGUCAAAGGAUUCCGUUGUUUGAAGAAGGUCUUCCAGCUGUUGGAUAAGGAGCACAACGCUCUCCACGUUGCAUCCUGCGAUGUGUUGAAUGCUAUUGCCCUCAUCGGUAACCCCUCCAUUGUUCUCAUUACUGAGUUCUCUAUGGGAACACAUGCGAAGAUGAAUAGAGACAUGUGA